CACACACAACGCCACGGACUUUUUGCAUUUUUAUAUUCCCACGCACGGACUCGUACUUUCUCUUACGCAAAAAUGUCAUCUCCAUCUACUGCAUCUACUUCAUCUGUCGACUUGACGGGCGGUCUAUCAGACUAUGCAAAGCUAUUACGCUCCUUUUCUCAAGACGGUCUAGAACCUAUGACACAGACAGACAAGCGCUCCAACAGGGACUCUGGAUUUGCGGGCUCUCUCGGCGCAACAGCAUCUGCAGCAAGUCUGGAUAACUUGAUGGAGGAGGAAGAAGAAGAAGAAGAAGAAGAGACAGUCGAGGAACACGAUGAGGUCUUUACGGAUUACCUUCGGACGCACGGGCGCAAAACGUCACAGCUGUCCAUGACCGUCGACGACUUGCUGCGGGAACUCGAUUCAACCCUCAAAGUGUCUUCUCCUCUGACCACCCCUACUGCAUCCCCAUCCCGACCGCGCGCAAAGUCAGGAACCAUGCCAAUGGCAGGUAGCUCUCUCCCAACUCUCAAGAUUCCCACUGGGUUCACCCGCUCGCCUCCCUCGGCUCCGAUUUGGCGCCCUCCACAAACCCCUCCUCCUCCGCCCCCAACCGCAUCCCUCUCGGCCACUCCUACCGCAAGCUCGUAUGGAGGAGCAGGUACAGCAUUCCCUUUCCCGAAUAUGCUACUACCGGAAACCCCCGCGGCCCGCUCAGGCUUUGUCCAGAAACAAGCGCAAAACGUGUUUGGCUCCACUUGGAAGCGCCGCUACUUGGUCCUUGACCGUGGCACACUCUACCUCUUUCGCACAAAAGGCUCUCAACAAACGGAACUAGGCAGCAUGCUCCGUAUCACGCCCGACACGUGUGUCCGCGUGUCGGAAAAUGGGUUAUGGGUUCUUGAAAUCCUUGGAUCAGGCGUCGCUGCCGAUUUACUCAAGGACGCCUCCGAUAAAGAAAAGGGAACCAAGAAAAUGUGGGUUAUUAAAUGCGAUGGCAAAGAUGACAUGGUGGGAUGGCUGGAAGCGGUGCGAGCUGCCAUUAAGCAAGUGCCCGUGGCUCCACCGAGUCCGAUGGCUACCCCUCCAACAUCCCCGAAAGUUAACCGGGCCAAAGGGUCGUCGUCCAUGGCCUUGAGCAUGAUUGGGUAAACAACAAGUUUUCUAAUGGGGAAUUUUGGGAGCACGGACAUUUCAAGUCCUUUUUUACGCAUCACGCAUAACGCACGCACGCACGAACGAACGAUAGACAGAGAAGCCAGUCGACCUUUUUCAUCCCCCUAUGAACCGGUCUUUGGUCUUUUCUUUUCGCGGCGGCAACGUAUCCAUACUUGUAAAAACGUAUUCAUUAUUUCUUUUUUUUUGUAUAUGUUUGAGGAAGGAGAAACUAGAUGGAAGACUGUAUAUAGCAAAAAUGUGCAUACACGUAAAUUACGAAUGGAAAAUAAACACUGUGU
Spizellomyces punctatus DAOM BR117 is the source of this 1439-nucleotide messenger RNA. RefSeq lists its product as uncharacterized. Lineage: Eukaryota; Fungi; Chytridiomycota; Chytridiomycetes; Spizellomycetales; Spizellomycetaceae. The transcript is spliced from 2 exons. The record is from RefSeq and is a predicted model, not a curated record. The coding region runs from base 73 to 1134 and encodes 353 amino acids.